AGAGCGCGUUAAAUUGGCAUGCCGCCUCAGUUGAACUUGAAAGGUCAAGCAAACAGGAAAAAGAAAGAAAGAAGCAGCUAGUUGAGGCGAGGCGGGGAGAAGAAGCUAAUACCAAUCGGAAAGCUUCUUAUCAUUCGUUCUGAUCUUAAUAUUUCUCAAGACUUGCUUUUCUUACUGUUGUGGAGAGCUAAUAGCCCUGGGUUUGAAGGAGGCAUUCCUUUUCUGCGCAUAAGAUGUACUUCUGGUCAUCAUCGUACCGGGAUGCAGAUAUUGAAUUGGUUUUAUAUAUAAAUGGACUGCAAGAAGUUCAUCCAGUUGGUAGAGGAAAAAAAGAAGAGAGCUUUGGAGAGGAAAGAAGCCCCUUUGAAAUGGGAGCAGAAGUUAGAAGCUGCUGCAAAGGCGAAGGCUGAUGCUGAAGCCAAAGUUAGGAAGCAAAGGCCUGCAAAGCAUAAAAGAAGAUCUGUAUCAAACUCGGAUACUGAUAGCGAUAGUGACAUCAGUGAUGGGAGAAAGAGUAGGAAGAGAACUCACAAGAAGCAUCGGAAGCACUUCCACUCUGAUUCAAGUGAGAAUGAGAAGAGGAGGGAAAAGAAACCCAAGCAAAAGUCAAGGAGACAGUCCUCAGUGUCAAGUGAUGAAUUCCAGUCUGAUUCUGAAGAAGAGAGGAGAAAGAGAAAACAUAGAAGACACAGGCAUCAUCGCAAUUCAAGAUCAGAUUCUAGUGAUAAUGAUUCUUCAAGCCAUGAUGAUGAAGCUGUCAAGAGGAGAAGCCGAUCAAAGCAUCACAAACGACGACGGCAAUCAGAAUCUAGUGCUUCAGAUUCUUCAAGUGAUGAAGACAAUGGUGCUAUCAGGAGGAGAGCUCAUUCAAAGCAUCACAAAUGCCACCAUCGCCGGUCUGAGUCAUAUGAUUCAGGUUCCUCAAGCGAUGAACACAGGACUAGUCAUGCAAAGCAUAAUAAGCGUCAUCAAAGAUCACAUAGCAUGGAUUCAAGGUCGUCGGAUUCUGAUGGGCUUGGGCAUGACCGAAGGAGCAGAUCUUUAGGAAAGUCAUCAGAUGACAAUGUUGAAGAAGCAGACAAACUGUCAAGGCACAAGAAAUCUGGUCAUCAUCGACGCAACCAUGACAAGCACAAACACCAUCACUCUGAUGAUGAGAAAAAUCACCAUUUGCAUCGAAAAGAUGAAGAUCAUUCUCACCAGCAUGCGGAAGAGAACAACGGAAAUCAUGCAGGGCAAGCAGACACAAUGGUGGUCUAGAACAAUUUUAAUGUUAUAGUGUUCAGAAUUGCCUAGAUCCUUUUCUGCCAAAAAUCCGUGUUUUUUUUUGGUUUGUUCAAUUUGGAGGAGCACGAAACUUAAUCGUGGAUAAAAACUUGCUGUGAUUUGCACUGAAAUUGUUAGACGCCUGCAAUUGCCAUUUUUUUUAAUCUUAUAUUCAAACACAAUUCAAAUUAUCUGAUCAACAA
Populus nigra (black poplar) is the source of this 1469-nucleotide messenger RNA. RefSeq lists its product as uncharacterized. Bases 292 to 1260 code for a protein of 322 amino acids. Lineage: Eukaryota; Viridiplantae; Streptophyta; Magnoliopsida; Malpighiales; Salicaceae. The record is from RefSeq and is a predicted model, not a curated record. The transcript is spliced from 3 exons.